AUGACCCAGCAGAUCAGCCACAAGAAGUCGUUGCGUUUCAGCCGGCUCAACCGAGACCGGAGACAGCUGUUGAAGGAGUACUACAAGCUGGAGCAACCGGGAAGCGCCGAGGGUAAAGAGCAACCACAGGAGGAGCAGAGACCGACUGUGAACGCGGAAGCGGCACAAGAACACGUCGAGGAUGCCGCAGCAGACGACAGACCGAUUGCCGAGUGCGAUUUUGCGGAGCUUGUUCGGCUACACAACAAACUGCUCAAGAAAGAGGCAGAGAUGAACAACUCGAUCAAGAGCACGAUCUAUGAGAACUACUACGAUCUCGUCAAGGUCAACGAGCUGCUGAAGGAGAUCUCCAGCGCCAACGAGCCGCUGCUGGACCGCCUUAAGGAGACGAUAGAGCUGCUUCGAGGGUGA
Molecule: messenger RNA, 411 nt
Organism: Torulaspora globosa
Lineage: Eukaryota; Fungi; Ascomycota; Saccharomycetes; Saccharomycetales; Saccharomycetaceae
Gene: VPS51
Product: Vps51p
Exons: 1
Coding region: 1-411 (136 amino acids)
Source: RefSeq, a predicted model, not a curated record